Messenger RNA from Fulvia fulva, 1782 nucleotides. RefSeq lists its product as uncharacterized. The transcript has a single exon. The coding region runs from base 1 to 1782 and encodes 593 amino acids. The record is from RefSeq and is a predicted model, not a curated record. NCBI's taxonomy places the organism in Eukaryota, Fungi, Ascomycota, Dothideomycetes, Mycosphaerellales, Mycosphaerellaceae.
AUGCUACGGAACGCGGAUUCUAUAUGGCGUACAAGAGCUACCUUUGCGGCCGCCACGCCCGCGCGACGGGAAGGCAUUGCACAGCGGAGAUGCUUUGCUCGUGUGGUGGAUCUGGAGCUGGAGGACAUGGAAGGAAGAGGCGGGUGGCAGGAUGAGCGUCACGCACCUCCAGCAACAACGAGGCGGACGGGACGGGCUAGUCACGCCUAUAUGGGCGUUAUCAGCACGCAGUCACCAAAAAUUACCAAGAUCCAGGAAUUGAUCUCGAACAUCAAGCCUGAGGCUAUGCGAGCUUCGACGCGGCCAACUAGCCAUCCCUCGCUGUUGACCGUGUUGACCACUCCAAGCUAUGCGAAGCACGCAUUGUCCUCAGGACUACCCACAGAGAUCCUUGAACGGUUUGGCGACAACCCCACGCGUUCGAAGCCUUUGGAUGCCAUUGUUGCCGUUGUCGACCGGCUGCCACUGCCAGCUGGAUCGCUGAAAGGCACCGAAGGUCUGGCAUAUGCCUUCGCUCCAGACCCAGGCCGGCAACUCAGCUCGACGCCAGUUCCGUUGAACACGUCGGCUCAGAAGCCUGGCACAUUGAGCUUCGCACUACCGCCGGUCGCAGAACUCACAUCCGUGAAGCCAAGGAACACUGUGACCACUAUUCAGAUUCCUUUAGCACAAACUAUAUUUUCCAAUGGACUUCCUUCCACUUUGGUACACAGCCACUAUCAUUUUGACCCUCUCAGUGGCGCCCUCCGCAAGUCCGCUUCCCAGCGUCUGGAGUCGCAGACGCUAGAUCUUUACGUAGGCAGCCAGCCGACCGAAUUGGCGGCAAGCAUACCAUUGAUACCCCUGACCCCUCUUCGUGAGGUGCAGCACUCAAUGGGGAAUAUCAUUCAAAAGGUGUCUCUGAGCCAAUUCCCUGAGCGCUCUCUUGAAUCUGAAGUUCCGAAUGGACGCAAGGCUCACGGUCUAGCCAGGGCCGAAGAUGAGCAGCCUACACUAGUUCCUGCGUCGCAAGAGUUGGAAGAAGCGGUUUCGGACUAUUUCAGAUUUGUCGGCAUUGCGCCGCAGCCCGUGCAGGUCUGGGCUGUCAUAUUGACAGCCUCAGCUCGUGAAAGCAUCAAUCGGCGAGCAGGUACAGACGAGGUACACAAAGCAACCAAGCGUCUCCUGGCCUCAGAAGAAGAAGGUGUGCGGCAACAGUGGGCAUCAACUGGUAUCGAGCGUGGCCUGUCCUCCGCCAUUCUGGAGGUUAUCGGACAGGGAGGCAGACUAUGCAGAGUGCUGUCAGGGGGCGGAGGAUGGGGAAAGAAAGCAGGGCUCCUCAGCCUCGAUCCGGAUGUUGAGUACAGUACACGAGAUCUCCGUGGCGAGACUGGCUGGAAAUUUGAUUUCGAAGGCGAUGAUUCCUUUGAAGCGGUUCAAAGACAACGUAGAGAAGCGCUUGGCGAGAUUGUGAGGGAGGGUGAUGGUGUUAUGUUUUUGUUGGCACCCAAGGAUGUUCAGCGUGACGCACUGGCACCUCAGAAGUCACAAAGCACACCGGGUUGUGCUGUCACUUUGGGCGUCGUGCCAUCUAGCAUCAACGAGUAUGCUAGCUCUUCGCCCAGCGACAACGGUCAUACGUCCAAGAUCGCUAACGAGCUUGAGCAUCAUGCAAACUUCUUUGGGAUGUUGUCUGAAGGUGGACUGGCAAUCAGUGUCACCGGUCCAAGCGACAAUGUUUUGACGCAAAGCAAGAUGGACGUUCCGUUCCAGCAACUUAGCGUCAUUGAGAAGGGUGAGUAG